AUGAAGCAUCUGAGGGAUUUUAGCUCUAUUCAAAACUGUGUGAAGAAAAACGAAAAAAACAUGCUAGAGUGGAUACAGCUGACCCUUACUAUUGGAAUGAUUGGGUUGUUUUUGUACGUUUGGCUAACGAAGAAGAACGAUGCGCCUAAGCCAGCUCUGAAAUCGUUUUUGACCCAAGAUAUCCAGACCGACAACACAGGUAGAAAUCAAGCAGUCACUAAAGCCGUUCAGACUGACCACGAAGGUCGAAAUCAAACAGUCACUAAAGCUGUUCAGACUGACAACGAAGGUCGAAAUCAAGCAGUCACUAAAGCUGUUCAGACUGACAACGAAGGUCGAAAUAAAGCAGUCACUAAAGCCGUUCAGACGGACAAUAAGGAAGGUCGAACUCAAGCAGUCACUAAAGCCAUUCAGACAGAAAAUGACGCCACUGCCGUGGUGACUGGUUCUGAGGUAGAUUCAACGGAUGAUUACGAGAAAAUAAUGAUGACAGAAGAAAUGCAAAAGGAAUGUGAGCAAACGCUAAGCAUAGGAGGACUUUCAGCUUUGCAGAAGAAGAUCAACUCAGAGUUGGACCUUUGGCAAAAUAUAGUGAUACGGUUUGCUAUUAUUGGUGAAUCAGGAUCAGGCAAGUCCUCCUUUAUCAAUGCAAUGCUUGGACUUAGUGGGGACGAUCCUACAGCGGCCAAGGUAGGCUGUAAUGAGUGCACGAUGGAUUGCAAAGAAUUCCGACACCCUCGAAAGAAGACAUUGUCGUUUACUGAUCUCCCCGGUGUAGGAACCCGAAAGUUUCCGAAAGAUUCUUACCUUGAAGCUGUGCAGUUUGAGAGUUUCCACUUCUUUAUAUUGAUUACACAGUGUCGGUUUAAAGAAAAUGACCUAUGGCUGGUUAAAGAAAUUGAAAAACGUGGAAAACAGUUUUACUUUGUUAGAACAAAAACAGACGUUGAUGUUAGCUCGGACAUGAGAGCACAUCCCUUGACAUACAAUGAAGGCAAGCUGCUCCAGGAUAUUCGAACUGAAACAAUCAAACAAUUGAAAUCAGCAAAUGUUGGCCUAAACAAUGUUUUCCUGAUCGACAACUACGAUACAAAAAGAUUUGACUUUGACAACUUGAUGGAAAGACUCAUUGACGACGCACCGUCACUCAUAAAGCAAUCAUUGAUAUUUUCAGUAUCUGCAGCAAGUUCGAACGUACUCAAGGAAAAGGUAGCUUCUCUUCGUACACGAAUAAGAUAUCAGGCAAUCCUUGCUUCCAUUGGCUCGCUUGCACCGAUUCCAGGAGUUGGACUAGCCUGUGAAGUUGGAAUACUCAUGAAGGAGGUGAACUUUUACAAGUCACAAUUGGGAACAGAUAAAAACACGAUGCAACAGCUUGCAAUGAAGAUGGGUGUGUCCGUGGAGUCGUUGUACAAGGACCUCGGUAUGACUUCGCACAUUCUCUUAGCGUCAAGGGAUAGCUUUCUUAAGUUGUGUACUGAAAUUGCUGUAUCGGAAGCCACAGAGAGUUUGCUUAAAUGGACUGCCCCUAUUUUUGGACAUUUAGUGUCUGCAGCGGCUAGCUAUCCUGUUUGUUCCUAUACACUUAACAGAUUGCUGAACGUUUGUGAAGAAGAAGCUAUCAAAGUCAACAAAGCGUUUGAAACUUGGAUUGUUAAGAAAACAAGUUCCUCCGUCGACCUGAGAACCUGCAGUCAGUUAAAGUGACAUUCUAAUGCAAUGAUUGAAAUAUAAUGCAAAUGACUCAUGAAAUUCUGUAUUCUAUUAUUGUUUGUUAUAACUAUCAUUUCAAUUGAAUUUUCAAGUUUUCACAUCUCUUGUAUAAGUAUAGUGUAUAUAUUAAAAUGAUUGACUUCUAGUUCUAAAACAAUAUUUAUCUAUUUACGUCUGUUCAAUGUUUAACCAAUGCACAUGAUAAGCAAAGUACCAUAAGAUCGACCCAUAUACGACUAUGAUUGUUUUCAGUUCGUUUUUUCUAACACAAAAAUCGCGGACUGUCAUAACCUUGCUGUCGUCAUGUUACGUCGUUCUCGUUGCAGUAAUAACUUGAGAAUUUUUAAGAUUUUUAAAGGUUUUCCCGCAUAUACUUUUCGAAUUUUUCACUUGAUCGACUGAAGUCAAGCAAGAGGCGAGCGUAAGACUUUGUUCCGCGGCGUUACUGUGGUUAAGUUUUGGUUAAUGUUUGUAAAAAGCAUGUAGAAUAAUUUAUAACAUCAUAAUAUAAAUGCAUUUUGUACAGUUUUUAUUAUUUAUUAUAUUUUAGAGGUGCCUUUCUUUCGACAAUUUAAUUUCAUUUCAAUAAACAUAACGAGAUGGGGGGUUUUCGUCAUUUUUUUCGUGGCGAGAAGAUUCUUAUUUGUAAGGCCUAGCUUUAUGUGGUUUCUGAAAAUUUAAGAGAAUAAUCCCAUCAAGACAUUUUUCAAACUGGAGUUAUGUUAUGUAAAACAAGUCAAAGCUCAUUCCUUUUGUAGUUAAGAGGCAAAGCAUACAUGACGGGCUUGCGACAUAAAAAUUAGCAGGCAUAAUGUAGCCCAUUUACAACUAUCUUAUUUGUUUUAUAAUACCUUUUAUAAGUUUCAACUUUAAUGUUUUGCACGACUUCGACUCCUUCGACGAAGACCUCAAUGUCAAGGCUAUGCCCUCACCUCAAUUAGCUCUUCUAAAUAUAAAGUAGAUUGAUAGUUGACGUGAGGAGAGAUCGAAAAACCUUCUGAGGCCAAGUUAUCCUAAUGUAUAAGUUCAUACUCGUGCCGUUUAGCUAUCACGAUGCAUUUUUUCAGCUACCGGUCUCCAGACAACUCAGAACGAUGCGGAGUUUAAGUUCUUCUUGAGAACGGACUGGAUAGCACGGCAUCUAAAUAAACGCAGCGACCAGUUGUCUGAACAAGACCUCUUGCAUGGAUUAGAAGACAAAUUUCAUUCCUUCU
Mya arenaria is the source of this 2927-nucleotide messenger RNA. RefSeq names its product interferon-inducible GTPase 1-like. The transcript has 12 exons. The record is from RefSeq and is a predicted model, not a curated record. Gene Ontology annotation, molecular function: GTP binding; GTPase activity. The coding region runs from base 1 to 1707 and encodes 568 amino acids. NCBI's taxonomy places the organism in Eukaryota, Metazoa, Mollusca, Bivalvia, Myida, Myidae. Gene Ontology annotation, cellular component: membrane.